AUGGGACCAGAUACAAAGACCACGUCCAGAGCAAGCAGUAGUUGGCAGCUUAAAAGGUUUGGCGGUAGCGUCGGGCCGGAAAAACGUCUCGGCUACAGCGCGCUAGGCGACUCCAGCCCUAGGCCGCACAGUGCCGGCAGCCUCUGCGGUGCGCCGCUCCUACUGGCUGCUAAGCGAGCGAGAUCAUUGUGGGCUGCUCUCCUACGCCCGAAAUUCGCGAUCCAGCAGCACAGUUACUCCGGACGACUUCGACCACCGACUCUUCGACAACAAACCACCACCGCCGCCCUACCGGAGCUGUCGACCACAGCCUUCACCAUGGCCAACAUCGAUAUCAAGACCACGUCAUGGAAACUCGUUGAGGUCGGCCGUGUGGUGCUGAUCCGCCGAGGGCCUUACACUGGCAAGCUGGCCGUGAUUGUCGAGAUCAUUGACCACAAGCGUGUGCUGGUCGAUGGUCCCUCUACCCAGGAGGACAAGAUUGUCCCUCGUCACUCUCUGAACCUUAACCACGCCACCCUCACGCCCUUCGUCAUCCCCAAGACCCCCCGCGGUGCCGGCACUGGCGCUAUUAAGAAGCUGUGGGAGAAGGAGGACAUUGAUGGCAAGUGGGCUCAGACCGGCUGGGCCAAGAAGGCUGCCCAGAUUGAGCGGAGGAAGAACCUGACCGACUUCGAGCGCUUCAAGGUUAUGAGACUGAAGAAGCAGGCUCGCUACGAGGUCCAAAAGGCACACGCUAAGCUCCGUGCUGCCGCCAAGGCAUAA
This is a messenger RNA of Rasamsonia emersonii CBS 393.64, 765 nucleotides long. Its product is annotated as Ribosomal protein L14. Gene Ontology annotation, molecular function: RNA binding; structural constituent of ribosome. Gene Ontology annotation, biological process: ribosomal large subunit biogenesis; translation. The record is from RefSeq and is a predicted model, not a curated record. The coding region runs from base 1 to 765 and encodes 254 amino acids. The transcript has 5 exons. Gene Ontology annotation, cellular component: ribosome; cytosolic large ribosomal subunit. Lineage: Eukaryota; Fungi; Ascomycota; Eurotiomycetes; Eurotiales; Trichocomaceae.